ACCAACUAACAAAAACCGUUGAAACCCCACACUCGCCGUGGCUGUCCCCACCGGGGUGGGUGGCUGGGUGGGGCUCUGUAUCUCUUACUUAACGCCACGGCGCCGGUGGCCAUGUUUCUUCUCUUCUUAACCUUACGUUUCUCUCUCUGUGUCUUUCUCUCUCUACAAAUUCCUCUUUUUCUGUUUAAAUUCCCUAGCUCCAUAGAGCUUUGAACAACUCCGAUUUUCGCAUUAAUUUAUUUACUUUUCUGAUGGACCUUGGAGCCGGUGACAGCUACACCACAGCCAAUUCCGGCGAUAAUAUUCCUAAAACGGCGUCGUCUUCCAGCGUUUACGAAAUCCUUCUUCUCAUUCAAUCCGAUGACCUCACUUUGAAAGUUCAGGCAGCUAGAGAAAUUCGGCGCCUCACCAAGACCUCCAAACGUUACCGCCGUUAUUUCUCUAACUCCGUGAAAUCACUAGUUCAUAUGCUCCAUUCUAACUCAUUUGAGUCUAAGGAAGCCGCUUUACUUGCCCUCCUCAAUCUCGCUGUUAAGGAUGAAAGAAACAAGAUAAGUAUCAUCAAUGCUGGUGCAUUAGAACCCAUCAUAUGCUUUCUUCAAUCAGAGAAUUCAACUCUACAGGAUCAUGCAACGGCCUCAUUGGUUACAUUAUCUGCUUCUUCUGUGACAAAGCCCAUCAUUAGUGCUUCUUGUGUCAUUCAUCGACUUGUAGAUGUCCUAAGACAAGGAAGCUCACAAGCCAAGGUUGAUGCAGUGAUGGCUCUUUACAACCUGGCAACUUAUCUAGGCAACUUAAACUUGAUCCUUCAAACAGAGCCCAUACAUUUCAUUGUUGAUUUGCUUAAAUCCUGUAAAAAGUCCUCAAAAGCUGCUGAGAAAUGUACUGCUCUUAUAGAAUCUUUAGUGUGUUAUGAGGAGGGAAGGACUGCAGUGACAUCUGAAGAAGGAGGAGUACUUGCAGUAGUAGAAGUGCUUGAAAGUGGAUCUCUUCAAAGCCGAGAACAUGCUGUAGGUGCUCUACUAACAAUGUGUCAGAGUGACCGCUGUAAAUACCGGGAAACAAUAUUGAAAGAAGGCGUAAUUCCUGGACUUCUUGAGCUGACUGUUCAAGGAACAUCUAAGUCUCAAACAAAAGCGCAAACACUUCUAAGGUUGCUCAGAGACACUCCAUAUCCUAAUUCUGAACUUGAACCUGACACAUUGGAGAACAUUGUUUCCAAUAUCAUCUGUCAGAUAGAUGGAGAGGAACAAUUAGGAAAAACAAAGGAGAUGCUUGCUGAGAUGGUACAAAUUAGUAUGGAGCAAAGUUUGAGACAUUUACAGCAAAGGGCACUGAUAUGCACUCCAGCUGAUUUGUCUAUUUCAAGUUUCAAAGAGAGUUAGAAAAGCCAAUUCAGUUGUUUCCUUGCAGCCAGUGUUAUUUGAUCACAGGAUCCCAUGGCGUUGCAAUAAUGACUAGAAUUUGUUUUUCCAGUUAGCCAAGGUGCAUAUUGUGGUUGUCUUUACUUUUGUCCGCCUUGCACCUAUAUUGAAUAAUGCCUGAGUCUCAUGACUCGAUUCGUUCUCAUCCACUCAGUGCUCAGGGAUAGAAAGUGGGUUGUCAGAAAAUGUGAUGAAAUGGUGAGGUUCAAAGGAGAAAAGACUUAAGGUGGAUACCUGGGCAACCAAGAGGAGGAAGGCAUAAUAAUCACAAACUGCUUCAGGGAGUUGCAAAUCAGCGUCUUCAAAUAUAUUCAUGAUAUGUUGGUCUCAGCAUCGAUCAUUUUGUUUCUCUUUUCCGAUAUCAUCCUUUCUUCCUUCCCUGCAACUAUGUGCUGGUGUCCUCUUGAUACUUGGAAAUAUCAGAUGAUAUGAAAGAAUGCCAGUCCGGGUCCUUCUGAAUAGGCGCCAGGUGACUGGUUAUAUUGUUUAAUAAUUUUGGAAAACUUAUUAAGAUCUUAGAGAUACUCUUUUCGAGUUUAAUUUCUGUUAACAUAGAUUGUGUAUUGAAGGUUAUACAACUGUUAAAAGUUCCAAUUCUCCAUUCUCAUAGUUUGUUAGUGACAUACAGAGAAUGUUUAAAAGGAACGGAUGGAGUUUUUAAAAGGACCAUACUGUAUUUAUAAAAAAUAAGAAAAAAAGAUGAGUAUAAAUAUAUAUUUCAAAGUAAAUCAGAGGGCUGAAUCAAAGUUUGAAACACUGUGGACCCUAGAGAUCCUAAUAUACAGCAGAUGGAACAAAUUCUCCAACUAUUCAUCAUAUCUUUAAUUAUAAUUAAUAUCCUCACCUUGGGAAAAAUAAGAAAAAACUUUAGAAAAUUUCAAAUUCCCUUUAUACUUUCAUGUCCUGUUUUUAUGAUACCCACAAUGGUGGAGAAAAUUGAUGGUAAUUGAGAAGAAGAAAUCACCAUAAUAUGGAAGCAGCCAAUAUAUUUGGUUCCCAAUCUCAUACAAACAUAGGACUUCGUUCAAAUGCUGGACUUGCACAAAAGUUAUUUGCGGAGGCGAUUGGGGCUUACGUGAUAAUAUUUGCAUGGUGUGGAUCAGUAGCAAUGUAUAAGCUACAGGAUGAUGAAAGCAUAACGUUUGGCGGUAUAAACAUGACAUGGGGAGCUGUUGUUAUGGUCAUGGUUUACUCCAUGGCACAAGUUUCAGGAGCUCAUUUUAAUCCUGCUGUAACUCUCAUUUUCACCGUCUUUCGUCGCUCCCCCUGGAAAUUAGCACCAGUGUACAUAAUAGCUCAACUAAUUGGCUCAAUUCUGGCAGGCGUUACUUUAGCACUAUUGUUGGAUGUAAACCCCAUAGUCUA
Messenger RNA from Solanum tuberosum (potato), 2789 nucleotides. Its product is annotated as U-box domain-containing protein 4-like. Gene Ontology annotation, molecular function: protein binding. Bases 252 to 1385 code for a protein of 377 amino acids. The record is from RefSeq and is a predicted model, not a curated record. The transcript has 4 exons. Lineage: Eukaryota; Viridiplantae; Streptophyta; Magnoliopsida; Solanales; Solanaceae.